Eimeria acervulina is the source of this 1074-nucleotide messenger RNA. RefSeq lists its product as hypothetical. The record is from RefSeq and is a predicted model, not a curated record. NCBI's taxonomy places the organism in Eukaryota, Apicomplexa, Conoidasida, Eucoccidiorida, Eimeriidae. Bases 1 to 1074 code for a protein of 357 amino acids. The transcript has a single exon.
AUGCGCCGUGUCACAAGGGAAAUGAUACUUAGGAGGACUGUAGCGCAGCUCCACUGGUGGCCGUUGCUCAGCGCAGCUACCCUUCUGUUCCUUCUAGGCCAGACUGUCGGUGAUGACUUUGAUGAGCGGCUUGGGGGUGCAGCAUAUCCGGCAGUAGAGUAUGUCGCCGAAAAGCCUAGUAAGACAUACAACAUUCCACUGGAACUGAAUGAAGAGCCCUUUAUGCUGGUUGAAUGGUCCACCGAAGCCAGUCGUCUCCGUCAUGGGUUUCAGUUCAUCCUCCCCCCAGGUAUUCUGUUAGUCGCGUCUUUAGCGGCUGCCGCAUUGCUUUUUGUAUGGAGUGCAAGAGCGAACGCACCUUUCCCAUUCUUCAAGAAAGGACGCAAUCAGGGAGGCGGCGCUGAGGUUUCUGUUGAAUCAGAGGACUUAGAUAGCCUUCAUGAGUCACACUACACCAAUGCUGUGGACAGCAGUUUGGUUUUGCAGUCCGUCUUGAGGACGAUUUCUGCAGACUUGGGCAGGGCCAUUGGCGCAGCGCUGGAGAAGCGGAGUGCAGCAUUGGGUCUACUGAACAGCCCCAGUGCUUCAGACUCAAUGUCGCCGGUGGUGGAUGAAGUCGUCCCGCUCCUUUUGGGAGCGACGGACAAGUUGGCGGCCCCCGCAAAAGGCAUAGACCACGCUAUAGACGCUUUGCAGCGUCCGCUAUCUGACAGCCAGGCGACUUCUCGCUUGGAUAGCGUACUGGACGAGAUGCAGACGUGUAUCCUGGACCCUUUCCGUGACCCGAAGCUUCAGAUGGACAUGGAAACAGUCCGUAUGCGCCUUGAGCUUGGCGAAGGACCUAUGGCGGAACCUACCCAGCAGCCCGACGACCAGCCUGCAGCACCUGGUGAAGGGAUCCCAAUGGUGGGGCCACCUGACGCUGGAGAAGCAGAAAAAGAACUACAAGGAGUUAUGGCAAAACUGUCGGACUGGCUCAAAGCUCUCUACGACGUACGGCUCUUGCUAUUGGAAGCCGUCCCUGCUGUAUCUAAAGCAGUCGACGAUGUGCGGGCGGCGUAUGAGUUGGUCUAG